UCGCCUGCCUAGCUUUGCGUCUGUCUUCAAAAGAAUAACAAAUUGUUUCAAACCGAAAAAAACAAAAUGUAUGUUUUUUUCGUUUUUUCGACUAAACUAUAAAACAAACGAUCAGAACGUACACGGAGCGAGACGGUUCACCCACCGGAACCCGGGGCCCUACUGCCAGUCGUCGCUCGUGCCCGCUCGCUUACGGGGCGGGCGCGCAAUCCCGAGACACCAGGAAAUAUGGCGGCGCUCAUGACUCUCAGUCAGUUAUCAAGUGGAAACCCAGCCUAUGAGAACUAUUACAGACAGCUGGAUCCAGGAAACACAGGCAAAAUAUCAGCUGGGGAUGCAGCUCAGUUCCUUAAGAAGUCCGGGCUGUCAGACAGCACAUUGGGGAAGAUUUGGGAUUUGGCAGAUUCAGAAAGAAAAGGCUAUUUGGAUCGACGGGGUUUCUUCAUUGCUGUUAGACUUGUGGCCUCAGCACAGGGUGGAAAUGAUAUCAGCCUUCACAAUCUCAACCAGCACUUGGCUGCGCCCAAAUUUAAAGAUACUAACAGCCCAUUAUUAAGUGUUUCAAUGAUGGGACCUGAUUUACAAUGGGCAAUUAGGCUUGAUGAAAAAGGGAAGUUUGAGGGCAUCUUUGAGAGUCUGUGCCCUGUUAAUGGUCUCCUCUCGGGUGAUAAAGUCAGGCCAGUUUUAAUAAACUCCAAGCUACCUCUGGAUGCAUUAGGAAAGAUUUGGGACCUAAGUGAUGUGGACAAAGAUGGACUGUUGGACAAGGAUGAAUUCACAGUGGCAAUGCAUCUUGUGUAUCGUGCCAUGGAAAAGGAGCCUGUCCCAACUAUCUUACCCGCUUCCCUCAUCCCUCCUUCUAAAAGGAAGAAGUCUGCAGGCUCACUGCCAGGUGCUGUGGCUGUGCUGCCUGCUCUGUCAGGGUUUUUGGCUGGCCCGGCUCCUCUCAAAGAGUCCCUGCGAAGCACUCCUCCUCUUGGCAACGCUACUACCUUCAGUACCAGUACUGUCAACCUCUCUCCAAAGCACUCCUUUAAAUCCAGCUCACCGCCAGCGGUGAACUGGGUGGUACAGGUGGCUGACAGGGAGCGAUAUGAUGAGAUCUUCCAGAAAACAGACAGCGACAGUGACGGCCUCGUUAAUGGAACUGAGGUCAUAGAGAUUUUCAUGCAGUCCAGUCUCUCCCAGACUAUGCUGGCACAGAUUUGGGGACUCGCUGACACUAAACAGAUGGGCAAGCUGAGCCGUGAGCAGUUCUCUCUGGCCAUGUACCUGAUCCAGCAGAAGGUCACUAAAGAUAUAGACCCUCCUUCCACUCUAACCCCAGAGAUGAUUCCCCCGUCAGAAAGGACUGCAACUUCAGCAGCGGGCCCUAUUUAUGCGGGGCUUAUGUCAGCUAUGAGGCCUGAACAUGCUGCAAUACCUAAUAUACGCAGAGACAGCACCAGCUCCACGGGAUCAGCCGAGCUGUCAGGCAUCAAAGAGCUGGAUGACCUCAGCCAGGAAAUAGCUCAGCUACAGAGAGAGAAAUUCAAUCUGGAGCAAGAGAUCAGAGAAAAGGAGGAAACUAUCAGACAACAAAAUAGUGAAGUUCAGGACAUGCAGAAUGGAUUGGACAGGGAGAGCAGCAGCCUGCAGGACCUUGAGUCGCAGAAGCAAGAUGCCCAGGAGCGUCUGGAGGAGAUGGACCAGCAGCGCUCCAAGCUGGAGGGAAUGCUCAAUGACGUCAAGCAGAAGUGCCAGGAAGAGUCCCAUAUGAUUUCAUCCCUGCAGAGCCAGAUCCGCUCUCAGGAGAACGACCACCAGAGCCAGGAGGAAGAAAUGAGCCGCACCAAGACGGACCUGGGCCGGCUGCAGGAUGAGGAGGCCCUUCUGGAGCAGAGCCUGCUCUCUGGUCGGGUCCAGCUGGACAGCAUCACUAAGUCUCUCAAAACCACUCAGGAAGAGAUCAACCAGGCUCGCAGUAAGCUGUCGCUGAUCCAGGACAGCCAAAGGGAGGUGACCAAGACCAUUGAGCAGUACAACAGCGCUUUGAGCGACAUCAAUGGAGGAAACUUCAGCAACCUGCCGGACUUAAGUGAAGGGUUUGCUGAGAAGGAGAACGGAGGUUUCAGAAGUACGGAUGACUCUUUCAAGUCAAAGUUAGCCAUGUUCAACAAAAGCGGUGCUAAGGAGCCUCCAGCAGACCCCUUCCAUACAGAGGACCCCUUCAAGUCCGACCCCUUCCAAGAUCCAUUUGGAGAAGAUCCUUUCAGAGAAAGUGACCCUUUCAAAGGCGCCUCAUCUGAAGAUUUCUUUAAGAGAACCGACAAGUCGAACCUGUUUGGAUCCUCAGAGCCCUUUGGUAGAAAACCCACCCCACCUGCCAAGCCAAGUGCUCUCAGCAGUGGGGACCAUUUCACCUCACACAGCCCAAAACCAGAUGGGUUUGGGACAGCGGACCCCUUCGGAAGCAACUCUUUUGGUAGCAAGGGGAGUGGAUUUGCUGACUUUAGUCAGAUGUCAAAGAAGUCGGACAACCCUGUCCUCCCGUCAAAGAGAAAUGUGCCUAACCGGCCUGCACCUCCUUAUGGAGGUACGCUCAGUUUGACUGCAUCACAGCUGUUCCAGAGUGUUUGCUCCACAGCAGACAGUAAAGACUCUUUUGUUACGGCAUCAAAAGACUGUGCCUUGGGUUUGGCAGAUGUUGGCUCUGAUCUGAAUGUAUCAAGUUUGGAAGUGACAACCAGCAGCUGGAGUGGGUCAAACGGGAGAGCGAGCGUGAGGAGCAGGAGAGGCUGCGGAGGCUGAGGCUCCAGGAGCAGCAGGACCUGGAGCUGGCGAUCGCUCUCAGCAGGGCCGACAUGCCCAGCGCCUGACCGGCUGUGCCCAUCCACAUAAUUUUUGACCUCUUCCUUCUGCCUUACAGUCCUCCGUCCGCAGGCUCAUGGCAACUGCACCAACACCGGCCCAUCAUGACUAGCAGCCCCUGUUUCCAAUUUGUUUAAGAGACCAGUGUUUCUUCAGGUAUUGGCUGGACUCGCGUCAAAUGACUCAACAUUUAACAACCGUUACAAUUCAUUGCUCCCAGACAACAUGGCAACUGUAAUCCAGGACAAUACGGAGCCACUUGAUUCAAACCCGGUUCAUCCUGCAAGAACAUAGCGAUUUAACGCAACCCAAACCAGCAGGCUACUCCACUACAACCUACAUCUAGCUCCAUGUCUUGUUCUGGCUAAUCCCUCUGCCUUAUCCAAAAGUCUUUCUGUUGCAAGAAAAAAUAACAUUUUAAAGAAUAUUUUACCGUUUCUUUUUUAAUUUAUAUACAAAAGCAAUGACUCUUUGGUGUAUGAAGUCCUCGUAAAAUGCACUGUAUGAACAGUUUUUCUUUUUCAAACUUAUUGAACCUAGAAAAAGAACUGAAUUGAAAGUCAAACCAGAUGUAUUAUCCUCUCUGGUGGCUUAUGGUUUGUCCAAUUUCAGAUGUUUUUUGUUUUUUUAAAGAAACUCCAUCUACUGUAAAUAUUGUUGGAUGGUUUUAUGUACAAUCCCUAGAAAAGGCCAUAUUUAAAAACAAGCCUGUCCAAAAUUACUGGAGCUUUGUGAUGUGAUCACCUAUAACAUGCUUUAGGUGUUUUUUUUGGGGGGGGGGGCAGGGGGUGUUUCUUGCCAUUUAUGCCUGCCUAUGGAAUAUACAUGGCCUUAAAGUAUAAGGAUGGAAGACUUUAUUAUUAUUAUUAUUAUUAUUAUUAUUAAGCUAUAAUCAACUGGCAUCUACAUGUUUAGAUUUGAUGUUUUAGGAAUCCCUAACAAGCAUUUAGGCCUAACAUAGCUUUGGUUAAAUAUAGUUUAGCCCCAUAUCAUCGGUUGCCUCUUGCAUUCACAAAUAUGACGCUAGCGAUAAUCAUUGAGGUCUUCCCUUCUUGUGAAUGAAUCCACCUGAUGUCAACAGCCUGGGCUUCUCAGGUGGUUUGUUAUUGGUUGCCUUGUUUCGCUCAAACAACUUGCUCUCCCAUACAACUAGGAGCCUCUAUAAAAUGGAAGUAGGGUAAAUCUACAUUGUUUGUACGGGUGCUGUUACAUUUAGUUGUAUUCUUCCUACUGUGUCACACUACCACUGAUGCACAAGGUCAUCUGCUUCCACUGUUGUGCUUUUCUCUCAACACUCAAAUCAACCAUUGGAUGUUUUUUUUCUGUGGAUCAUUAUUUUAUUAAUGUCUGAUACUCCAGUUGGAGGACAUUUGUUUAAAUUACUUAUAAAUAAUGCAUCCUUGUAAUAUAUGACACUAAUCAGGUUUAUUUGGCACAUAAUGUAUGCACUGUAUAUUCCAAACCUUACUGGAUAUGUACAGAGUAAAGGCGCCUUAUUUAUCAACAUUGUAAUGUUAAACAGUAAGUAUGUGAUUAUUAAAAAUCACUGUAAUGACUUUGAAUUGAAUAAAAGUGCUUUUUUUUUUUU
Messenger RNA from Cyclopterus lumpus (lumpfish), 4438 nucleotides. RefSeq names its product epidermal growth factor receptor substrate 15-like 1. Gene Ontology annotation, cellular component: plasma membrane; cytoplasm; clathrin coat of coated pit. NCBI's taxonomy places the organism in Eukaryota, Metazoa, Chordata, Actinopteri, Perciformes, Cyclopteridae. Gene Ontology annotation, biological process: endosomal transport; endocytosis. Gene Ontology annotation, molecular function: cadherin binding; calcium ion binding. The record is from RefSeq and is a predicted model, not a curated record. Bases 229 to 2790 code for a protein of 853 amino acids. The transcript has 25 exons.